UUAAGGUCGUUUGGGAUAAUGCAGGUCCAGGGAUUAACAGAGGGAUCCUGGUUAGGAAAGAGGACAUGGGGCUCUUGGGAAACAUCAAAUAGGAACAAGUGGGGACAACAGAGGCUUGGACUGAUACUGGUCUUGAGGUCUCACAGCACAGGAUCUGGACCUCCGGAAGACCUGGCAACUUCAGGGCACCUCUUGGCCCUCCUGAGGGCCCUCACGUGUGUUUAGGCCAGUAGGUGAGAACUGGGACUGAGUUUUGGCUCUCCUUCGCCCUGCAACUCUCCUACCACCACCCACGUCCCCCAUCCCGGCCCAACCAGGGAGGGCGCUCUGGCCUGCGACCACCAAGCCUCACCGCUGCCACCACACCACAGGGCCAGAUAGCCUCUCCAGCCACAGUUAGUAACAGGCUGCAGAUCUGCUGCAACUCCCCGGCCGGGGAAAAACAAAAGGGCAGAGUCGGGUCCCCCUUCGGGGCCGCCAUCCUCUGGUCCCUCGGGUCUCUGGGGCUCACGGCCUCGGAUGCGCGCACCUCUGACCCCGCCUGCCAGCCUGGUCCUCUCUCCCGCUCUUCUGUGGCUGAAACCCUCGAGGGGUUGCAGGUUCAAUUUUCACUCAAAGACGGCAACUCUGAACUCGAGGUAGCUGAGGAAACUGAGGCAGGAAUGGGAAUUCUGGAUAAGAGGUCAGAUGCUGGCCGCAAACUCUUUUCUCCUCAGCACUGGAAUAGCCCUUCCGGAAAGCCCAAUGCGAUUCGUGCCAAACCAAGAAGAAAGUGCUGGAGUCCCCGCAGACGGCCCUGCAGGGCGAAGCGCCGCCCACGCGGCUGGGAAACCUCAGGGGUGGCGCCGGCUGGGGGUGGGGCCGCGGGCGGGUUCUGGCGGAGGGCGGGUAGACCUGGGCUACCCGGUGUGCCAGCCGAGCCCUACACAGCGGAGGUGGCGGUGGUGGCCCCCGCCUGUGGCUCGCGUUCUGCUUGCGCUCGAACUCACCGCCAUGGAGGAAGUCCGGGAGCCUCUGAGCGGGAAGCUCCGGCUUUGCUUCUCUCCUGCCGCCCGGACCAGCCUCUUACUGCUCAGACUCAACGACGCGGCGCUACGGGCUCUGCAAGAGUGUCCCCGGCAACAGGUACAGCCAGUGAUCGCUUUCCAAGGCCACCGAGGGUAUCUGAGGCUCCCAGGUCCUGGCUCCUCCUGCCUCUUCUCCUUCAUAGUGUCUCAGUGUGGCCAGGAGGGCGCUGGUGGUAGCUUGGAUCUUGUGUGCCAGCGUUUAGGCAGAUCUGGGCCUAACCGCCUCCACUGCCUGGGCCCACUCAGGGAGCGCCUCACUGUUUGGGCAGCCAUGGAUUCUAUCCCAGCUAGAUUGUCAGCUCAGGGACACCACCUUACUGAAGAUGCCAGACAUCCUGAGAGUUGGCAGAACACAAGAGACUAUUCUGAAGGAGAUGCAGUAUCACAGUCACAGAUGUCAGUAGAAGAGGUGUCAGACCCACUGGCAAUCAGCCGAGGACAGUCACUCCCAGGAUCCUCAAGGGAGUACAUGGCCCAGUGGGAAGUGAGGAACCAGGCCCACCUUCCAAAUAGAAAGCCUGAUCAGGCACUGUCUUCCUCUGCCAGCCGGAAAUGUCUACACACGAAACGUCCAGCUCCUGUAGCCACUAUAGAACUAGAGGAAAAGAGGUUCAGAGCUCUGCCUCUAGCUCCAAGUCCCCUACAAGGGCUACCCAAUCAGGAUUUACAAGAGGGAGAAGAUUGGGAGCAAGAAGAUAAGGAUGAAGACUUGGAUCCCAGCCUGGAGCACAGUGCCUCAGUUCAAGACUCUGAAUCCUCAAGCCCUGAAGAGGUACCAGAUUACCUCCUGCAAUACAGGGCCAUCCAUAGUGCGGAACAACAACAUGCCUAUGAGCAGGACUUUGAGACAGAUUAUGCUGAAUACCGGAUCCUGCAUGCUCGUGUUGGGGCUGCAAGCCAAAGGUUCACAGAGCUGGGAGCAGAGAUCAAGAGAGUUCAGCGAGGAACUCCAGAACAUAAGGUGCUGGAAGAUAAGAUAGUCCAGGAAUAUAAAAAGUUCAGGAAGCGGUACCCAGGUUACAGGGAAGAGAAACGUCGCUGUGAGUACCUGCAUCAGAAAUUGUCCCACAUUAAAGGUCUCAUCCUGGAGUUUGAGGAAAAGAACAGGGGCAGCUGAAGCUGUCAAGAGGGCUCUUGACCCUCUGCUCAGUGAUAUAGGAACAAAGUAGCUAUAAACUAAAUAGAGUGUAAUAUCUGCUUUCCCUAUGCUGACCACUCGAGUCCAUGGUGGCAAGCAGAGAGCUGCUCUAGGUUCUUGAGGCUUGGUUUUCAUUGUUGCCAUAUUUUAAUUUUUAGGGUAUAGGCAGUGUGCCAGAACUCCACAGCUGUACACAGGAGUCUAGGAACAGCAGCAGAGGCUUGGCUUCUUCACCUUUAGUUCAGCCAAGUAAUUUUCAAAUAGUAACAAAUGACAUCAUUUCUAGGACAAGAUAACUUCAGGACAUUAGACAAACUAGAAAGUGAAUUUAGUCUGGUAGCCUCCCUAAGGAAACAAUGAAAACUUUUGAUAACAGAGCUAAAGGAACUUAUAGCACACCUGGAAAUAAUGGGAAAGGGCUUGGGUGUUACUCAUGUACUAAAAGAAUUCUUAUACAAACAUGGCUAAAAAAUUAAAAA
Molecule: messenger RNA, 2684 nt
Organism: Microcebus murinus (gray mouse lemur)
Lineage: Eukaryota; Metazoa; Chordata; Mammalia; Primates; Cheirogaleidae
Gene: ELL3
Product: elongation factor for RNA polymerase II 3
Biological process (GO): positive regulation of transcription elongation by RNA polymerase II; snRNA transcription by RNA polymerase II; transcription elongation by RNA polymerase II
Cellular component (GO): transcription elongation factor complex
Molecular function (GO): cis-regulatory region sequence-specific DNA binding
Source: RefSeq, a predicted model, not a curated record